AUGGCGGCGCUUCAUCCGCGGCACCGGUGGAUGGUGUCGCAAGUCGUCGCGGCGUUCAAUCUCGAGGACGAGGAGACUGCCGUCGAGUUCGCUUUCCGCGGACAUUUCUUCUCCAAGAUCGAAAAACUCCUCUCGGGUUUCAGCCGGCGCCAGUACAUCAUCUUCGUCUACCAAGAGCCUAAAGAUGGAAAGUCUGCGGCCAGCGACUCGAGUCUCGACGCGAAGCUCAUCUGCACCGACGGGACGGAGUCUGGCUUGCAUGCGCGGGCGAUCUACUUUUUGAAAACGACGCCGCGAGGCAAACCCGUGAACGUGAACGUCGCAUCCGACGCAGAAGUUCUCUUCGGCGAGAUCGCCAGCACGCCGCUCUCUAGUCUCAGCGUCAUGCUCUCAGAUGUCUUCCUCCCCGUCGUCGAGCGCUUCACCGAACAGGAGUGGAAAAGUUGUCGGAGCGAGCAGCGCCGCGAGUUUGUCGGCGGUUUUCGGAGCUUUUGCAAAGAUCUCUCUGGAGCGGUGCACUCGCUGUCCUGCGGCAUCGAUUUGCGCAAACCUGACUCUGCGAAAGUCUCCGACGAUGCGCGCAGAGACCCUGCGCUGGCUGCAAAGAACCCCGAGACAGUUCUUCACUUCGAGGGCUUGCUCGAAGACUGGUGUCGCCAGAUUGAGCGGUACCUCGAAACGUCCCUGGAGCAGAGUAAUGAGCCGCCUGACGCUGGGCCGCGGAGCGAGAUUGAGUACUGGCGCAACCGCAUGCAGAGACUCAACUCGAUCACAGAGCAACUCAAGAGCGACAGCUGCAAGUUUGUCUUCGAGACGCUCUACGCCGUCAGCAAGACAAACGCAGAAGUAACGCCGAAGUCGCGGCAAACAGCUUUCCACGCGCUGCGGCGAUGCAGACAGAUCGACCUGGUUAUCACGGAGGCGUUCAACGAGGCGAAAGACAACGUCAAAUACCUCAGCACGCUAGAGAACUUCAUCGAUCCCCUCUACACAGGAACUCCACAGCACAUCAUCGACAACCUGGCAGCGCUCAUGAACGCAGUCACGAUGAUUCACUCGAUUUCGCGCUACUACAACACCAACGAGCGCAUGACGAGCUUCUUCAUAAAAAUCACCAAUCAGAUGAUUGCGAACUGCAAGAAGGGCGUCCUCGAGGGUGACCACUACGACAAGCUGUGGGAUCGCGAGCCUGAGGAGCUGAUUCGAAAACUGGAGGCCUGUUCGCGGCUGAACGAAGCGUACCACGAGCACUACCGCAUCACGAAGGACAAGCUGCUUACGACGCCGAAAGGGAAGCAAUUCGACUUCUCCGAGCAGCAGAUCUUUGGCCGCAUGGAUCUCUUCUGCCGACGCGUCCUGAAGCUCAUCACACUCUUUUCGAUUAUCCGCCAGUUCCAGAGCAUCUCGCGUCACCGCUUCGAGGGCUUGGAAGUCUUCGUUGACCGGUUCAAGCAAAUCCUUGCGGAGUUCCGUUCCAAGCGCCACGACAUGCUUGACUUCACAAACAACCGAUUUGAUCGCGACUUCGUUGAGUUCACCGUGCGCGUCGCCGACCUCGAGACCGCGCUGCAGCCCUUCAUCAACCAAUCUUUUGAGUCAACGACGUCGAUCGAUGCCUCACUCCAGUUGCUCAAGAAGUUCCAGUCCGUCGUCCACAGCGAGAAUUUGAAGAGCGAGUUAAAAAACAAGAUCACAAUCAUUUUUCACCGAUACGGCUGGGAGCUUCAGCAAAUCCAAGAGCAGUAUGAGCGCCUGCGCACGAAUCCGCCCCUCGACCGCGACAUGCCCCCGAUCGCAGGGAGCAUCGUCUGGGCUCGCCAUCUCCUCAAGCGUAUCGAGGGUCCGAUGAAAAAGUUUGAGGAGCAUCCAUUCGUGCUCAGCUCGCGCGAGGCGAAGAAAACCGUCCGUCUGUAUAACAAGGUCGCCGCGACGCUGCUCGAGUUCGAGUUGCUGUGGUACCAGACAUGGAAGGACUCGAUUCCUGCGGCGCGCGCGCAUCUGCAGGCGACGCUGCUUGCGCGGCACGAGACGACUGGAAAGCUCUUUGUGAAUUUCUCGCCGCAGAUCGUUCAGCUCAUCCGCGAGACGAAGGCUCUCGACCGGCUGCGCCUCAACUUGCCCGAAGACGCGAAACUCGUUCUCCUGCGAGAGAAAAAACUCAAAAACUACUUCCAAGACUUCACCCACGUGCUCGAGGAGUACCGCCGCAUUUCGUCGAUGAUUAGACCUAUUACCGCGGCACUGCUGCAGCCGCAUCUGAACAGCGUGGAGAAGCUGCUGAAACCUGGAGAAACCACGCUCACAUGGAUCUCGAUGAACAUCGAGAGCUAUCUGCAGAGUCUCUACGCCGGCCUCGCGAAGCUCGAACAGCUCGUCGUGACCGUCAACGACAUCGUGGAGAACCGCAUCGACGGAAACCUGCAGGCGCUGUCGCGCGUGAUGAUCGUCCAGCUGCCGGCGCCCGGCGCGACGAUCUCGCUGCAGAGUUUCGUCGACAUGCAAGAUGCCCACGUGAAGCAGACAGCCGCGCAUCUGAACGGGCGAUCGGUGGAAAUCGAGAGCGCAGUCUACGACUUGGUUCGCGCGAGUCUGGCCUGCCCGCUCGAAAAGGACGUGGAGCCAGUGCAUCAGGAGGAUAUUUUGAAGAUCAAGAAGCAGUAUCAAUGGAACUUUUACUCGUCCCUCUUGAAGGCCACGAAGACGUCGCUCUUCUGCCUCAAAACCCGGCUGCAAGCUCGACCUAGGAAAUCGGGUGCGUCCUAA
Besnoitia besnoiti is the source of this 2763-nucleotide messenger RNA. Its product is annotated as putative dynein gamma chain, flagellar outer arm. Gene Ontology annotation, molecular function: dynein light intermediate chain binding; minus-end-directed microtubule motor activity; dynein intermediate chain binding. Bases 1 to 2763 code for a protein of 920 amino acids. Gene Ontology annotation, biological process: microtubule-based movement. Gene Ontology annotation, cellular component: dynein complex. The record is from RefSeq and is a predicted model, not a curated record. The transcript is spliced from 17 exons. NCBI's taxonomy places the organism in Eukaryota, Apicomplexa, Conoidasida, Eucoccidiorida, Sarcocystidae.